Molecule: messenger RNA, 774 nt
Organism: Drosophila eugracilis
Lineage: Eukaryota; Metazoa; Arthropoda; Insecta; Diptera; Drosophilidae
Product: protein brother
Exons: 1
Coding region: 12-650 (212 amino acids)
Biological process (GO): regulation of transcription by RNA polymerase II
Cellular component (GO): nucleus; core-binding factor complex
Molecular function (GO): transcription coactivator activity; sequence-specific DNA binding
Source: RefSeq, a predicted model, not a curated record
CUUCAGAAACCAUGCAUCAUCAUCAGAAUCUUGGAGACGCGGUAGCCUUAAAUGGAAUGCUUCCGCCAUACGAAGGCAUGCCCUUGUAUGAGCAGCCCAAACCUCGAUUCAUUUUCAAGAUGCCUCGUGUGGUGCCCGAUCAGAGAUCAAAGUUUGAGAGCGACGAGCUCUUUCGACGACUAAGCCGGGAGAGUGAGGUGCGCUAUACCGGCUACAGGGAACGGGCAGCAGAGGAGCGCCGGAUGAGGUUCAUCAACGACUGCCGUAAGGGCUAUGCUGAGAUCUCAAUGGUGGCUUCUGGCACCAAUCUACAGCUCUACUUCAACGCAAACCACAAUCCAUACGCCCAGGAACAGGAGUGCGACUUCGAGCGGGAGCGGGGCAAAGUGCAUCUCCGGUCCAACUUUAUCAUGAACGGAGUAUGUGUCCGGUUUCGGGGAUGGGUGGAUUUGGAACGACUGGAUGGCGUGGCCAGUCUAGAGUUCGACGAACAACGAGCCCAGCAAGAGGAUGCCCAGCUCCAGGAGCAAAUACAGAGUUACAACCAACGCAUGGCUGAAUCUAAGAGAAUUUACAAUACCCCACAGACUCCACCGGAGGAUCACCAUCGCAGGGGCGCUGGUUUUCCUGGAGGACCUAUGGGAUGGUAGUGGUAUAUUUAAGUUUGUAAAACUAAGUGAGAUCUAAUUAAACUUUAGAAUAAAUUAAUAAUAUUAAAAAAUCAAACUUUCAUUCUGAAUUAAUGUAUUAAAUAUUAUAAAUAGAGCAAUACAA